Molecule: messenger RNA, 1549 nt
Organism: Acipenser ruthenus (sterlet)
Lineage: Eukaryota; Metazoa; Chordata; Actinopteri; Acipenseriformes; Acipenseridae
Product: sigma non-opioid intracellular receptor 1
Exons: 4
Coding region: 228-896 (222 amino acids)
Cellular component (GO): endoplasmic reticulum
Source: RefSeq, a predicted model, not a curated record
UCAGGGCGCUACCAUUGGAAGAACUCUCAUAGGAGCGACCCGCUAUUGGUGGUUUGAGAAAUCAGUCUCGAAACAUGCUUCAGAGGCAAUCGGCGUGUAGGGGAUUACUGUAAUGUUGCUCAGUGUUUAGACUGAAGAAGUAGCCUUUUGUGAUACUUAAGUGUUUUAUACUUUUGAUUAAUUACCUCCCCCUCGCUAUUUACAUGUGACUUGUCUUAGUUGCAGUCAUGUCUUUUGUUUCAAAAGUGUUAAAACUCGUGGUGGUGCUCGGAGUACUAGCAUUGCUUGUGCUGUACAUACAGUACUGUUUGGGGAACAAACAGUAUGUGUUCAACAAGGACGAUGUUGCAAAGCUGGCCAAGCAAUAUGCAGGACUGGAUCAUGAGCUGGCUUUCUCCAAAGUUGUGGUUGAGUUGAGGAAGAAGUAUCCUGGCCACAUACUGCCAGAUGAGGACCUGCAAUGGGUAUUUGUAAAUGCUGGUGGUUGGAUGGGCUCCAUGUGUCUGCUCCAUGCUUCCCUCACGGAAUAUGUCUUGCUUUUUGGAACUGCAGUGGACACUGGCGGUCAUUCAGGUCGUUACUGGGCUGAAAUCUCUGACACCAUUAUCUCUGGUACUUUCAGGCAGUGGAAAGAAGGGACGACAAAAAGUGAAGUUUAUUAUCCAGGUGAUACUAUUGUGCAUGCAGUAGGUGAAGCUACAUCAGUCCAGUGGAGCUCUGGUACAUGGAUGGUGGAAUAUGGCCGAGGAUUCAUUCCUUCCACAUUAGGAUUUGCACUAGCUGAUACAGUCUUUAGCACUCAGGACUUCCUCACUUUGUUCUACACGGUUCGGGUUUAUGUAAAAGGAAUGUUGCUAGAAGCGAAUACAUUGCUAACUGAGACUGGGGUCUUUUAAUCUUAAUUCUGUGGUAAAAAUAAGUAUCUAGCAGACAGUGGUUUGCAGUGUGUAUGAUAAUUAUUGGAAUUCUUGGGAUCUGCGCAUUUUGUAGACAAACCUGGGCAGUCUAAUUGUUUUCAAGGGGAGUAUGAUGAACACCCUACUCUGCCACACAAUACAUUUAAAUACAAAUUAAGAAUGUUUACAACUUCAUUUUUUUUAAAUUUGAAGUUUUAGUUAAUUUAGUUAGUCAAUUAAAAAUGUUGAAUGUGGAGUAUCUGGCAUAUCCAAACCAUAAAACUGGGUGUAAAUAUGGUAAAAACCUGUACAGCAGGCCUCGUGAGCACAUAUUGUGUCACUUCACACACACUGGCUUGAACUCAGUUCAGCUAUAAGUUGUGUAUGUGGAAAUAUGUACUGUGUAUUUUCAUCUAAAAUUUAUACUUUGGAUAUGCAACAUACUUUAUUUUCUGGAGCCUGUGCAUUUCUGGGUUGCUUUAAUAACAUAACUGGUAACAUUGUUUACUAAUUUUAAUCAAUUGUAUUGCUGUCUGUAUUAGUAUACGUAAAAGUAUUACUUCACAGUAACAGUUUGACAGAUUUGUUCUACAUAAAUCAAAAUUGUAAUAUUUUACUCAUACAAUGACGCUAAUAAAAUAUUUUUUGUAUUA